AACCCAAGCUCCUGUUUCAACAAGUGACCCUGUCCAGAGAAGGAGAGGGGCGAAGGAGGGAGCUAUUUAAAGAAAGAAUCGAGCGAUCCCGAUCCAUGCCGGUGCGUUCGUAGAGGAACUGGGAAGUCUCCUUCAUUGACAGACCCUGCCUUCCCUCCAUCCCUCGGCGCCCGGGCUGACGAAGAUGGGAAAAGGGGCUGGGCGGGAAUAUUCGCCGGCGGCAACCACCUCAGAGAAUGGCGGCGGCAAGAAGAAGCAGAAGGAGAAGGAGCUGGACGAGCUGAAAAAGGAGGUGAACAUGGACGAUCACAAGCUGUCUCUGGAUGAAGUGAGCAGGAGAUACCAGGUGGAUCUGUCCAGGGGUCUAACGAACACCCGCGCAGCUGAGAUCCUGGCGCAGGACGGCCCCAAUGCCCUGACACCACCCCCAACCACCCCUGAGUGGGUCAAGUUCUGCCGCCAGCUCUUUGGGGGCUUCUCCAUCCUGCUGUGGAUCGGCGCCAUCCUCUGCUUCCUGGCCUACAGCAUUCAGGCCGUGAUGGAGGACGAGCCGGCCAAUGACAAUCUGUACCUGGGCGUGGUGUUAGCAGCCGUCGUUAUAGUCACUGGCUGUUUCUCCUACUACCAAGAGGCCAAGAGCUCCAAGAUUAUGGACUCCUUCAAAAACAUGGUGCCGCAGCAAGCCCUGGUGAUCCGGGAGGGCGAGAAGAUCCAGAUCAACGCAGAGAACGUGGUGGUGGGAGACCUGGUGGAGGUGAAGGGGGGAGACCGGGUCCCUGCUGACCUGCGCAUCAUCUCCUCCCAUGGCUGCAAGGUGGAUAACUCCUCGCUGACGGGCGAGUCGGAGCCGCAGACCCGCUCCCCCGAGUUCACCCAUGAAAAUCCCCUGGAGACCCGCAACAUCUGCUUCUUCUCCACCAACUGCGUGGAAGGUACUGCCCGGGGCAUCGUCAUAUCAACUGGGGACCGCACAGUGAUGGGCCGCAUCGCCUCCCUGGCUUCCGGGCUGGAGGUAGGCCGCACCCCCAUCGCCAUGGAGAUCGAGCACUUCAUCCAGCUCAUCACCGGUGUGGCCGUCUUCCUGGGCCUCUCCUUCUUCAUCCUCUCCCUCAUCCUCGGCUACACUUGGCUGGAGGCUGUCAUCUUUCUCAUCGGCAUCAUCGUGGCCAACGUCCCUGAGGGGCUCCUGGCAACUGUCACGGUGUGUCUGACCCUCACAGCCAAGCGCAUGGCACGCAAGAACUGCCUGGUGAAGAAUCUGGAGGCAGUGGAGACGCUGGGCUCCACCUCCACCAUCUGCUCCGACAAGACGGGCACCCUGACCCAGAACCGUAUGACAGUUGCCCACAUGUGGUUUGACAACCAGAUCCACGAGGCUGAUACCACUGAGGACCAGUCUGGUGCAACAUUUGACAAGCGCUCACCCACCUGGGCGGCCCUGGCCCGCAUCGCCGGCCUGUGCAACCGAGCUGUCUUCAAGCCAGGCCAAGAGAACGUCUGCAUCUCCAAGCGGGACACGGCGGGCGAUGCCUCCGAGUCGGCCUUGCUCAAGUGCAUCCAGCUUUCCUGCGGCUCCGUCAAGAAGAUGCGGGACAAGAACCCCAAAGUGACAGAGAUCCCCUUCAACUCCACCAACAAGUACCAGCUCUCCAUCCACGAGCGUGAGGACAACCCCGAGGGCUACAUGCUGGUGAUGAAGGGCGCCCCGGAGCGCAUCCUGGACCGCUGCUCCACCAUCCUGGCGCAGGGCCAGGAGCUGCCCCUGGAGGAGGAGAUGAGAGACGCCUUCCAGAACGCCUACCUGGAGCUGGGCGGGCUGGGGGAGCGAGUGCUGGGCUUCUGCCACCUCUACCUGCCCCAAGACAAGUUUCCCCGGGGGUUUAAGUUUGACGCGGACGAGAUCAACUUCCCCACCACCAACCUGUGCUUCGUGGGGCUCAUGUCCAUGAUAGACCCGCCCCGGGCAGCUGUGCCAGAUGCGGUGGGCAAGUGCCGGAGCGCAGGGAUUAAGGUGAUCAUGGUGACCGGGGACCACCCCAUCACUGCCAAGGCCAUCGCCAAGGGCGUGGGCAUCAUCUCCGAGGGCAACGAGACAGUGGAGGACAUCGCAGCCCGGCUCAACAUCCCCGUUAGCCAGGUCAACCCCAGGGAAGCCAAGGCCUGCGUGGUGCAUGGCUCUGACCUCAAGGACAUGAGUGCGGAGCAGCUGGACGAGAUCCUCAAGAACCACACGGAGAUUGUCUUUGCCCGCACCUCCCCGCAGCAGAAGCUCAUCAUUGUGGAGGGCUGCCAGAGGCAGGGGGGGGGGCAGGCAGCCGACAUGAUCCUGCUGGACGACAACUUCGCCUCCAUCGUGACGGGGGUGGAGGAAGGCCGCCUCAUCUUUGAUAACCUCAAGAAAUCCAUCGCCUACACGCUGACCAGUAACAUCCCCGAGAUCACCCCCUUCCUGCUCUUCAUCAUCAUCAACAUCCCGCUGCCCCUGGGCACCGUCACCAUCCUCUGCAUCGACCUGGGCACCGACAUGGUCCCUGCAAUCUCCCUGGCCUACGAAGCUGCAGAAAGCGACAUCAUGAAGAGGCAGCCGCGGAACCCCAAGACGGACAAGCUGGUGAACGAACGGCUCAUCAGCAUGGCCUACGGGCAGAUCGGUAUGAUCCAGGCCCUGGGUGGGUUCUUCACCUACUUUGUGAUCUUGGCGGAGAACGGGUUCCUGCCGUCCACCCUGCUGGGCAUCCGCCUGGACUGGGACGACCGCUCCAAAAACGACCUGGAGGACAGCUACGGGCAGGAGUGGACCUACGAGCAGCGCAAGGUGGUGGAGUUCACGUGCCACACAGCCUUCUUCGCCAGCAUCGUGGUGGUGCAGUGGGCCGACCUCAUCAUCUGCAAGACCCGGAGGAACUCGGUCUUCCAGCAGGGCAUGAAGAACAAAAUUCUGAUUUUUGGCCUCCUCGAAGAGACGGCCCUGGCUGCCUUCCUGUCCUACUGCCCUGGCAUGGGGGUGGCACUCCGGAUGUACCCGCUCAAGGUCACCUGGUGGUUCUGCGCCUUCCCCUACAGCCUGCUGAUCUUUGUGUACGACGAAGUGCGGAAGCUGAUCCUGCGGCGUUAUCCUGGUGGCUGGGUGGAGAAGGAGACGUAUUACUGAGCCCAGGUCUGGGCUGACCAGGCGGAUCCUCUCUCCGUGUCCCCGGGGGGAGGGCGCUGCUCCGCCCAGGCCACCUGGCAUCACCGCAAACCUUAGUGCUUAAUGGGGAGGGAGGGAAUCAGCAGCACACCUGUCCUGUGUAGAUUUAAUGCGUAGGCACUAACCUUGCUGGGUCGAAGGGACAGGACCCCGGAGCCCUGCCCCAGCUGCCCGGCCACACACGCUAGCUAGGCAGGAGCGAGGUGGAGCAGGCCUGCGCCCC
Messenger RNA from Pelodiscus sinensis (Chinese soft-shelled turtle), 3413 nucleotides. NCBI's taxonomy places the organism in Eukaryota, Metazoa, Chordata, Testudines, Trionychidae. The record is from RefSeq and is a predicted model, not a curated record.